Molecule: messenger RNA, 2170 nt
Organism: Protomyces lactucae-debilis
Lineage: Eukaryota; Fungi; Ascomycota; Taphrinomycetes; Taphrinales; Protomycetaceae
Product: WD40-repeat-containing domain protein
Exons: 1
Coding region: 115-2049 (644 amino acids)
Molecular function (GO): protein binding
Source: RefSeq, a predicted model, not a curated record
AGAGCCAAAACGCGACCACACCUACGACCGACUGGGCACGCAAAGACAUUGAGCGCGCGUGUGGUCAGCAUUCACAGCAGCUCUGGCGGAGUGUAGCAAGACGUAUCUGCUUCCAUGUCGCAAGCGCGACCAUACAAUGGGGUGCCUGAGGAUAAAUCAGAUCUACAGGUCGUCGUAGAUGGCAUCACAGACUUUGGUCAGCGCGUCACGUCCACUGCAUCAGCUUGGAUCAAUCCAUCAUCGACCAUUGUUAAAGAUAUCACUCCGCAUCUCAAGCGGCCAUCUUUUCAAAAGCGAUUGCUAUCGAGCACGUCGCCGUCCGAGCUUCUGCGCACCAACCUGUCGCCUAGCGAGAUUUCCUACCGUCAAAUCACAUACCUUUCGGAGGAAAUGCUUCGUGAUAUACCUGAAGAUGACGGAUCGCAGUCCAUUUCCUUAUUUCAAGGAUUCGAAGCAUCUCUGCCAGAUACGCCGCGGAAAUCGCUUGAACGCAAACGCAUCUCUCAUCACAGCCAUCGCCGGUCUUCCUCCAUUCAAGGUCGGUCGUCCUCAGUCAAUGGCAGAAUCAGACAAUCGAGGACGCCGGAUUCUGCAAAGUGGGAGAAGGAGAGAGACCUGACGAACCACAAGCUCGAGGUGCUAGGUGUGCGGAAAGCACUCGCGUCCCAGGAAAUCAAGGAGAUUGACGGCAAACUUGCGAAGCUGAACAGCAUGCGCUCAGAACUCAUCGCCAAGCUUGAACAAUUCGAGAUUAUGGAGGCGGAGACUGUGGAUGAGUUGCAAGAUAUUGAGACAAAACUCGAGGAGGCCAAAGAGGUGGAGGAGCUCGCUGAGGUUGCGACACCAAACGGCGUCUUGACUCCGCCGUCCGUCAUUGAGGAGGAGGCUGAUUUUCUCUCACAAUCAACAUAUGGUUCACUAUCGAGUCACUCCGCUAAACAGCAACGCAAGCGGAAAGCCGCUCGCCGACGCUCAUCACCGCUCUUGCACCAGCAUUUUGAAUCAGGGGCGCUGAUCAAGGCAAUGCCCGCUCAUGCAGACAUUAUCACUGCGCUUGACUUUGACUAUCCCAUGGGAACCAUGGUCACCGCUUCAGUCGACGAUACUGUCCGCGUAUGGAAUCUAGCGACUGGCCGAUGCCAAGGUCUACUCGAGGGACAUAUCGCCUCAGUUCGUUGCUUACAGCUUGAAGAUACGCUUGUUGCUACCGGCUCUGCAGAUGCCAGAAUCAAGCUUUGGGAUCUAGGGCAAUCCGAUCAGUACGCGGCAGUACCGCCAUCUGCUGUUUCAAAACUCAUCAACAAAAAUCGAAAUGAGAGUGCAGAUGAUUUGAGCCAGACUGCGACUGCAGGCGGUCGAAGCAGUCGGCAGUCCAAUACAGAUUCAACACAAUCGGUCGAUUGUUGCGUAUACACGUUUGAUGCACAUGUCGGCGAUGUCAGUGCUUUGCAUUUCAUCGGUAGUACGCUCGUGAGUGGAUCUUCUGAUCGAACUAUUCGGCAAUGGGAUAUGAAUACGGGCAAGCUCCUCCAAACUAUGGACAUCCUCGCAUACUCACCGCGCACCACAUUCACCGUAGAUCAAGCAGCCUCGCCUCCAGCAGAUUUUGUUGGCGCAUUGCAGUGCUUCGAACAAGGACUUGCAGCUGGUACUGCAGACGGUAUGGUCCGCUUUUGGGAUUUGAGAACAGGGCAAGUGGCAAGGGAAUUACAAGGUCAUACGGGUCCUGUGACGUGUCUUCAAUUCGACGACAUCCAUCUUGUGAGUGGUAGUUUGGAUCGAAGUGUGCGGAUAUGGGAUUUACGCACAGGAACGAUUCAUGAUGCGUAUGCGUAUGAAAAGGGCAUUCAAGAUUUGUGCUUUGAUCGGCGCAAGAUUGUCACUGCGGCUGGUGAACGCACUGCACGGGUGUACGAUCGAGUGGAAGGCCGGCAUUGGCCUUGUGGUGAAGAGGAUCCAAAUGACUCCGUCGUUUCUGUUGUCAGAUUCAAGGAAUCGACUUUGCUGGGUGGACGCAGUGAUGGCACAGUCUCCAUCUGGUCGCUAUAGAGCAUGGAAGCAUCAAGUUUGUAAUGACACGAGAUACGAGUAUGAAAUUGCCAACGCUAAUAGAGACAUUGAAAAGAAAGAGACUAGUCGACAGAGGAAGCAGAGUCUUGAGCAUUGGAAC